Molecule: messenger RNA, 834 nt
Organism: Peronospora belbahrii
Lineage: Eukaryota; Oomycota; Peronosporomycetes; Peronosporales; Peronosporaceae
Source: the annotation of a GenBank genome assembly
AUGUCACGAGGGUGUUGGGGUUGGUUUCUUCGCAGCGUAUUACGCCAAGACGACAAGUUGAUUCCAAGCAAUAGCCGUGUGAUCGACGUAACAUCCGAGCAACACUUUCAAGAGAUGAUCAGGACAAACCGCUCCGUGGCCGUGGACUUCUCAACAGCUUAUACCAGUCGUUGCGACUAUAUUAGCUCCACCUUUCAUGAGCUAAGUGUCAAACACAUACGCACAAUCUUCCUCAAAGUGGACGUAGAUGCGCUUAAGGUAGUGGCCAAGAGCUGCAAUGUCUCGGCCAUGCCGACAUUCCAGUUCUAUUGCGACGGUAUGAAAUGCGACGAGAUGCGCGGCGCAGAUAAGAAGGGACUGGAGACGCGUAUCCAGAAGCACUAUGUCGAGGCAGAACUGGCUGCGAACGAGAAACUGCUUGUUGAGGAGACUGACGCGAUUGGAAAGAAGCUAGCGGCUGACGGAAUUCGCCAGCGCAAGUCGCAGGUGGUGACGGUAACGUCGGAAACGCAGUGGGAGCACCUCAUCCAGCAGAAUAAGGAAUCGGACAAACCGUUGGUAGUGGACUUCUGGGCUACGUGGUGCAAGCCGUGCAUCGAAAUUGCUCCAUUCUUUGAAGAGUUGAGUGGUCAAUUUCCUGCUGCAGUAUUCGCGCGCGUCGAUGUUGAUGAACUUGAGAGUGGAACAGACGACUUCGAUGUGUCAUUGUUACCGUGUUUCAAGGUAUUCAAGAACGGCAAAGCAGUGGAUGAAGUGAGCGGGGCCAUCAAGAGCGCACUGGGCAGCAUGAUCGCAAGACACUAUGGCUCCGCUGUGGCGGCCUCAGGCUGCUGA